CCACGCAGACAGCAUCCUCUCCUCCCGCAACACCCAUCACCUCGACUGCGACCCGCGCCCGAGUCCAGCCACCGCUCUACAACCAUAGUCCAGAGCCGCUUCCCCAGACCAACACGUCCGUUGCAGAGGACCCUCACAUCGCCAUGGCCGAGUCCGCAUCCCCAAUUGGCAUUGCCAAUCUGCCUAACCAACGCCACAAGAUCGUUGCCAAGCGCGGCGCUGCUUUCACCAUAAUGGUGGCUGGCGAGUCCGGUCUUGGAAAGACGACCUUCAUCAACACCCUCUUCUCCACGACAAUCAAGAACUAUGCCGACCACAAGCGCCGACACAACAAGCAGAUUGACAAGACUGUCGAGAUUGAGAUUACCAAGGCCGAGUUAGAGGAGAAGUUCUUCAAGGUCCGCCUCACUGUCAUUGACACUCCUGGAUUCGGCGACUACGUCAACAACCGCGACUCCUGGCAACCAAUCAUCGAGUUCUUGGACGACCAGCAUGAGUCGUACAUGCUCCAGGAGCAGCAGCCUCGCCGCAGCGACAAGAUCGACCUCCGAGUCCACGCCUGCCUCUACUUCAUCAGACCUACCGGACACACCUUGAAGCCGCUUGAUAUUGAGGUUAUGAAGCGUCUUUGCACCCGAGUCAACUUGAUUCCAGUCGUGGCGAAGGCGGAUACCUUGAGCCCAGCAGACCUAGCCAAGUUCAAGUCAAGGGUCCGAGCUGUUAUUGAAGCCCAAGGCAUCAAGAUCUACCAGCCACCGCUUGAGGAGGAUGACGAGGCUGGUCUCCAGCACGCACGCAGCUUGAUUGCUGCGAUGCCGUUCUCUGUCAUUGGAUCCGAGAAAGAUGUUCAGACCAACGACAACCGCACCGUCAAGGGCCGCCAGUAUGCCUGGGGUGUGGCCGAGGUGGAGAAUGAGGAACACUGCGACUUCAAGAAGCUCCGCGCCAUCCUCAUCCGAACUCACAUGCUCGACCUGAUUCACACCACGGAAGAGAACCACUACGAGGCAUACAGGGCAGGGCAGAUGGAGACGCGGAAAUUUGGCGAGGCUCGUCCCAGAAAGCUGGACAACCCCAAGUUCAAGGAGGAAGAGGAGGCCCUUCGCAAGCGAUUCACCGAGCAGGUCAAGGUUGAGGAGCAGCGAUUCCGAUCGUGGGAGCAGAAGCUCAUCUCCGAGCGCGACCGUCUCAACAAGGAUCUGGAGCAGAGUCACGCCGUCAUCAAGGCUCUGGAACAGGACGUCGACUCUCUGCAAGGCAGCCUCAACCGCUCUCACGGCCGCCGCUAGGUUGCUUGCAUGUGCACGCUUCUCUCCGUUUUCUCAUUUUUGCUUCAAGAUACCUCUCCUUUCGACUUCUUAGGUUUCUAAUGGCGUGGCGUAUAGCGACAGGAGGCUUGACUUCCUGGAGGCUGAGAGCAUGUUCCGCGCUGCUUAGCUUCAGGGAGGGGUAAAGUUAGCAUAUUGGUGUUUGCGGGAACGUUGUGUGGUGACGGGAAAAAUAGGGACCAUAGCACACGGGUACCUCUUCGGGUCCUGUAGUUUAAUUAGGUUCUGUAAGGCUGGUCCAAUGGUGUGUUUCGUGUUCUCGUGUCAGUCAAUUGCCUGUGAUGUAUGAUUUGUAGCAUAAGGUCGUCCUCAUUCCAAUCUAACAACUCCAAGAUCUGCUCUUUUGCC
This is a messenger RNA of Mytilinidion resinicola, 1676 nucleotides long. RefSeq names its product Septin. Lineage: Eukaryota; Fungi; Ascomycota; Dothideomycetes; Mytilinidiales; Mytilinidiaceae. Gene Ontology annotation, biological process: cytoskeleton-dependent cytokinesis. The coding region runs from base 144 to 1289 and encodes 381 amino acids. Gene Ontology annotation, cellular component: septin complex; microtubule cytoskeleton; cytosol. Gene Ontology annotation, molecular function: GTP binding; molecular adaptor activity; GTPase activity. The transcript has 7 exons. The record is from RefSeq and is a predicted model, not a curated record.